This is a messenger RNA of Trachemys scripta elegans, 5549 nucleotides long. It is a transcript of the gene PER1, whose product is annotated as period circadian regulator 1. The record is from RefSeq and is a predicted model, not a curated record. Gene Ontology annotation, cellular component: nucleus; cytoplasm. Gene Ontology annotation, molecular function: transcription cis-regulatory region binding; transcription corepressor binding. The transcript has 23 exons. Gene Ontology annotation, biological process: circadian regulation of gene expression; negative regulation of transcription by RNA polymerase II; entrainment of circadian clock by photoperiod. NCBI's taxonomy places the organism in Eukaryota, Metazoa, Chordata, Testudines, Emydidae. Bases 1648 to 5247 code for a protein of 1199 amino acids.
AAUACCUCCUAAGGUCCCCUCCAACCCUGAUAUUCUGUGAUUCUAGUGUGUCUUGGGGCAGCCAGCCCCUGCCCCGCAGUGCAUGCAGUUAGAGAACAGGACGUGGCGAGAUCGGGGUCCAGGGAGGCUGCAACAAGAGCCUGCCCAGGGGGUCUCAGAUCUGUGCCGCCAGUCCAUGCCUCAGUUUCCCCAGUUAUAAAAUGGGGGUGAUCGCCCUGCCCUGCCUCCCCCGGGGGUUGCCAGGAUAAAUGCCUGAAAGCCCGAGCGGCGCUCGUGUACUGUGGGGACCAUACAAGUGCUCGGGCCAAACGCGGCUCGCUGGGCUGAGAUCCUCUCCGUUUCUGGCCCUGGCGAGGCUUGGCUUUGCAGACGCUGGGCUGUCGUCGGGGUGUCGGGAGCAGAGGGUUUGCUCUGGGGCGCCCACUGAGUGCUCCUCUUUCCUCGUCUUUGCCAACAACGCAAAUAUUUAUCAGCAAGCUGCGUCGGAGGGGACGCGAUCGCGGCUGCCUUAUCAGCCGGCGUGGGCCAGAGUCAAUAUUUUCACCCCCUCUGUGCCUCCGUGCUCAGGCAGUGUUUUCCCUGCACCUCUUGUUCGUGGAUCUCUUAUCUGCCAAAGAAAAUAAUAUUUACCAAUGCCGGCAUUCCUGCCUGCUGCUUACUACUUAAUGUCUUUCCCACCUUCCUGGGGCCAUCUGUGACUCUUUGGUCCUGGCGGUCUGGAUUUGGCCUGCCAUCCGCCUGUUGACUGCCCCAGAUGCGUUUGGAGCUGUACAAACCCCCAACUAGUUGGGUCCUGCCCCAACAGGUCCCCUUCCUUAUUAUGAGCUGCUGACCGUGAACCAUUCGAUCGGGCAUCUCUGGAAUGGGUUUUUUUUUCCCCCAAGGUCUGGGUGGUGGAUCCAAGGUAAGGAAAUUGGGUGACACGGUUAGAAAGGAUCCAGAUGAAAAUUUUGGAUUAAAUUGUAGGUCUCCCCGCUCAGCCCCCCAGUUUGUAAAAAUUUUUCCAAAUUUCUCACAUGGGAAAAUGUGGGAAAUCUCAAAUUCUCCUGGGCUGGGAAACCUCCCAAAUCUGCCUCGUUACCGGCCCUGUAGGGCCUUACAACAAAAAUCCUGGCACGUCCUGCUUGGCUCUGUUUUCCCCUGAUCGGAUUUUUUUUUUUUUUUUUUUUUUGGUGCCCUGCCAGCAGCUGGCAUGAGGUUUGUUGAUGCUUUUGCUGGUUGAUUAUGCAGGCAGACCUGGUUCCCAUUGGUCGGCCCGCUCGGCCAAUGAGAGCCGCCCCGGAACCUGGGGUGGCAGCACUACGGUCCACGUGCGGGGCUGUGUAACACGGCACUGACAUCACCCGGCGGUCGGCCAAUGGCGAGGCCGCCGGGCGUUACACAAUUGGGGGCAGCGUCUCUGCCGGAGCCACCGGGCGCGGGUGGCAUUUGGGGGGCACCCGGCUGCAGAGGAUGCACCCUGGAGCCCUGGGCAGCCAAGAGAAGCCGGCCGGCCGUGGUGGGGUUUGCAGCAGCAAAGAGAGGCAGAACCCCAGAGACGUGCCACUGUCACUGUACAGCCUACGACGUCUCUGACUGGAUCUGUCUCUAGCCCCGAACCUUGCACCUCCGCGCAGGCUGGGUGAUGUCCCCGGCUCCUCCCCGAUCAUGAGCACCGGCUGCGAGCCAGGCCAGACGCCCUUCGAGGGGGCAAGUGUGGGCGGGGCCGGCUCCGGAGCCCCCCGGCGGACCCGGGCCCAGGGCCGGGCCACCGACGACAUGGACGCCAACAGCAACGGCUCCAGCGGCACCGAGUCGCGCGGGCGGGACUCCCUGCGCAGCGACCGCAGCAGCAGCGGGAACGGCAAGGACUCAGCCCUGCUCGAGACCACAGAGAGCAGCAAGAGCACCAACUCCCAGAGCCCGUCUCCCCCUAGCAGCUCCAUCGCCUACAGCCUUCUGAGCACCAGCUCCGAGCAGGACAACCCCUCCACCAGCGGCUGCAGCAGCGAGCAGUCUGCGCGGGUGAAGACCCAGAAGGAGCUGAUGAAGGCGCUGAAGGAGAUGAAGAUCCGGCUGCCCUCGGAGAAACGCGGCAAGGGCCAGUCGGGCACCUUGGCCACCUUGCAGUACGCGCUGUCCUGUGUCAAACAGGUCCAAGCCAGCCACGACUACUACCAGCAGUGGACCAUUGACGAGAACCAGCCCUGCCACCUGGAUGUGGCCAGUUACACCAUCGCCGAGCUGGAGGGCAUGACCUCCGAGUACACCCUAAAGAACCCUGACACGUUCGCCGUGGCCGUCUCCUUUGUCACGGGCAAGAUCCUUUACAUCUCGGACCAGGCGGCCUUCGUCCUGCACUGCAAGAGGGACGUCUUCAAGGGGACCAACUUUGCCGAGUUCCUCGCCCCCCAGGAUGUCAGCAUCUUCUACGGCUCCACCACCCCCUUCCACCUGCCCUCCUGGAGCGCCUGCACCUCGGCCACUGCUGCCGCUGUGGACUACACCCAAGAGAAAUCGGUCUUCUGCCGGAUCAGUGGAGGCCAUGCCCGUGGGCGGGAGCUGUGUUACUUCCCCUUCCGGCUCACGCCUUACCUGGCCAAGGUGCGCCCCGCAGACAGCGCCGAGGGCCAGCCCUGCUGCCUGCUCAUCGCCGAGCGCAUCCACUCGGGUUACGAAGCUCCCCGGAUCCCGCCCGAUAAACGGAUCUUCACCACCAGACACACCCCCAGCUGCUUGUUCCAGGACGUGGACGAGAGGGCUGCCCCCCUGCUGGGUUACCUCCCCCAGGACCUGAUUGGCACGCCCGUCCUCUUCUACCUGCACCCGGAGGACAGGCCGCUCAUGCUGGCCAUCCACAAAAAAAUUCUCCAGCACGGCGGGCAGCCCUUCGACCACUCCCCGCUCCGUUUCUGCACCCGCAACGGCGAGUAUGUCACCAUCGACACCAGCUGGUCCAGCUUCGUCAACCCCUGGAGUCGCAAGGUCUCCUUCGUCAUGGGGCGCCACAAAGUGCGCACGGGUCCCCUUAACGAAGACGUCUUCACGGCCCCCAAGGCACUGAAGAUGCGGCCGCUGGAGCCCGACAUACAGGAGCUCUCGGAGCAGAUCCAUCGGCUGCUCCUUCAGCCUGUGCACAGCAACGGCUCCAUGGGGCUCUGCAGCAUGGCCAGCAACGCCUCCCACGAGCAGUUCCUGAGCGCGGCCUCCUCCAGCGACAGCAAUGGCCUCCCCGCCGAGGAGACAAGGGCCCAGAGGCCGAUGACCUUCCAGCAGUUCUGUAAGGACGUGCACAUGGUGAAGAACCGGGGCCAGCAGGUGUUUAUCGAGUCCCGCGCCAAGCCGCCAGCUGCCAAGCCCCCCUGCGCAGGCCUGGAGACGCCCCAGGAUGGCGCCGGGCUGGGCAGGGAGGCCCCGUGUGAGGUGCAGCGGGGCCCGGGCCAAGUGGGCGCUUCCGAGGAGUCUGGCCAGAAGGAGCCCUCCAGUUACUCCUACCAGCAGAUCAACUGCCUGGACGGGAUCAUCCGGUAUCUGGAAAGCUGCAACAUCCCCAGCCGGGUGAAGCGGAAAUGCGGCUCCUCCUCGUACACUGGCUCCUCCAACUCGGACGACGACAAACAACGGGCAGGCAGGGAGGCGGCCGACUUAGCCAAAGAUGCGGCGGAGGAAAUGCUGCCGAGCCGGUCCAGGAGGGAGGAGGAGGAGCCCGCCGCGGCGGUGGGACCCCCGCUGGCCCCGCUGGCGUUGCCCAGCAAAGCCGAAAGCGUGGUGUCCCUCACCAGUCAGUGUAGCUUCAGCAGUACCAUCGUCCACGUGGGAGAUAAGAAAGCCCCAGAAUCGGACACGGCGAUGCUGGAGGAGGGCCCCGGCCCCGCGCCCCCCGACCGGGAGCAGUACCGCCGUGUGGGGCUCACCAAGGAGGUGCUGUCCGUGCACACCCAGCAGGAGGAACAGGCUUUCCUGACUCGUUUCCAGGAGCUCAGCCGCCUCCACGUCUUCGACAUGCCGCCUGGGCGCAGCCGGCAGGAGGGACCGGGCGCAGAGCCAGGGCACUGUGGCCUGCGGCGGGGCGCCGGCCGGCGCGGCAAAUCCAAGGCUAAGCGCGUCAAGCAGCACAAGGCGUCCGACAGCACCGGCUCCCCGCCUCCCCCCGGCCCUUGGCCCCCCUCGGCCGCCUCCCUGCCCUUCCCCGCCGUGCUGCCCGUCUUCCCGCCCAGGCAGCCCUGCGCCGAGCCCGCCCCCCACUUCCCUGCCCCCCUGGUGGCCCCCAUGGUGGCCCUGAUGCUCCCCAACUACGUCCUGCCCCCGCCAUACUUCCCUCCCCGCCUGCCUGCCCCCCCCGAGGCCUCGCGCUCCACCACGCCCGAGCGGCCCAACUCGCCCCCCUUCGACUCCCACUGCAGCUCCCCGCUCCAGCUCAACCUGCUGCAGAUGGAGGAGGCCCCCAAGGUGGCCGAGCGGCAGGAGGUGCCUGGCGGCCAGGCCGGGCCGGGAGGUGGCAGGGCCAGCAGGACGCCUGGGGCCAGCGAACUCGGCCCACAGAAAGAAACCUGUCUGGCGGAAGGUCAGGACUCCUCCAACAACGACGCCCUGUCCAGCUCCAGUGACCUGCUGGACCUGUUGCUGCAGGAGGACUCGCGCUCCGGGACCGGCUCGGCCACCUCGGGCAGCGGCUUCAUGCACAGCGGCUCCAAUGGCGGCAGCACCUCAGCCAGCGGCACCACCAGCAGCAAAAGCAGCCACACCAGCAAGUACUUCGGCAGCAUCGACUUGUCGGAGCCAGAGCGGGCAGGGCAGCCGCCGGGCGGGGCGGGGGCUGGCGAGCAGUUCAUCAAAUACGUGCUACAGGACCCCCUCUGGCUGCUCAUGGCCAACACUGACGAGAAGGUCAUGAUGACCUACCAACUGCCCGACCGCCCCGCGGCCGCUGUGCUGCAGGCCGACCGGGAGAAGCUGCGGGAGAUGCAGAAGCAGCAGCCGCGCUUCACGGAGGAGCAGAAGAAGGAGCUGGCCGAGGUGCACCCUUGGGUGAAGAAGGGGCUGCUGCCCAAGGCCAUCAAUGUCACGGCCUGUGUGGACUGCGGCAGUAACCCGGCCUCCCACCUGGCGCCCCUCUACGACACGGAGCCGCACGCCAUGGAGCUGAGCGCCACGCUGGAGCCCAUGGAGGAGGGCAGCAGUGCCCCCCCCUGCCCAGACAUGGCCAUGGAGGAGGAGGAGGCGGGGCAGCCGGCCCGGCCCGAGGCAGGCACCGAGAACGCUGGCUGAGGCCCCAGCCCGCCUCCCCGCACACUCCCAGGCAGCGCCGGCUGCCCCUCGGAGCCGGCCACCGCACGGGAUGGACCAGAAGUGCCAGCCCAGCCCUGGCCCCGGGACUCAGCCAGGCCGAGUGCAGAGCCGAGCCGGGCCCUGCUCCGGACCCUACCCUGCCCGCAGGCGCCCCCCGGAGGCCGGGGCUGGCCCUGCGCAGGGCGGAGUAUUUAUUUUUGGAACGUGUUUUUUGUACGAAAAGGCGGGACAAUAAACCGCAGCCACGGCUGUUCCCCGUGGGCGGCGACGUCCCAGCAAGA